AAUACUAUUGAAUGAACCCCCUGUCUCCCCCCUUGGAAAUAGAUGGGCUUUGCGGCCGGGGAGACCCAGGAGCCUCCCCCCCGCCAGGCCCAGAGACCCGGAGGGAGACAGAGACUCACACGCCCGCACCCAGAGACGCUCGCCAGGACCGACGUUUUUGUUGGUUUUUGGGGUGGUUUUUCUCCCUCCCCUCGGACCUGCUGCUUCUCCCGUCACCACAGUGGGAGCCAGGAAGAGGCCUAGUUGCUAGCGGUAGUUUUCCCGAGCAGCCACGACGGCAUUCCUACAGAAGAAGGGGGAGGACUCCCAAGCGGCUUUCAAGGAGGUCCCUGGGUGGAAAUUUGGGGUGAAGAUGAAACCGGAAAGAGAUACCCUAGACGAAUAUUUUGAAUAUGAUGCAGAGGAGUUCUUGGUCUCCCUGGCCUUACUGAUUACAGAAGGGCGAACACCAGAAUAUUCUGUAAAAGGUCGGACCGAAGGCUAUCAUUGUCCUCCAUCUCAGUCCAGUCAACCACUAACGGCAAAGCAUGAAUGCAGCGAUAAACUUGCCCAGUGUCGUCAAGCCAGGCGAACCAGAUCUGAGGUUAUGUUGCUGUGGAAGAACAAUCUUCCUAUCAUGGUUGAGGUGAUCCUGCUGCCUGACUGUUGCUAUAGCGAUGAUGGGCCCACCACAGAAGGGAAUGAUUUAAACGACCCCGCCAUCAAACAAGACGCAUUGUUAUUAGAAAGAUGGAUCUUGGAGCCAAUUCCUCGACAAAGUGGCGAUCGAUUUAUUGAAGAGAAGACUCUGCUAUUGGCGGUUCGCUCAUUCGUGUUUUUUUCCCAGUUAAGUGCUUGGCUGAGUGUCUCCCAUGGUGCUAUUCCGCGCAAUAUUCUGUAUAGGGUCAGCGCUGCUGAUGUGGACCUGCAAUGGAAUUUUUCCCAGACUCCAACUGAGCAUGUAUUUCCCGUUCCCAACGUCUCUCACAAUGUGGCCUUGAAAGUCAGUGUCCAGUCCUUGCCUAGACAAUCUAACUACCCAGUUUUGAACUGUAGUAUUCACACAAACUUGGGCUUUUAUGAAAAGAGGAUUCAAGAACGUGACUAUCAGACUCUUCAGCACUGUGAUUCCAAUGAAGUAGAGCAAUGCAGUGUCCCCAGCCCCCAGCGUCUGUGGAGCAAGCAAACUUGGACCAUAGUCCCCGAAGGCUUGUUACACGCCCGAAAACCCCUAACCCCAGAAUUCACCACAACUAUCAAGAAUUUCAAACUUUAUCCAGCUUCUGGCCACGGAUCUGACUCGGGAUCCUCACCGCCCAGGCUUCACUGUUUUAGCGCCAGCGGAGACGCGAAACCACCGGACUCGUCCGUGAGAACGUUAAAAUCAUUUUCGCUGGUGGAUCCCCAUGGUUCUAGUAACCACGCUUCCCGACAGUCCCGAGGAGAGGCUAACCCCUUAAUAGGCUCUCUCCUUCAGGAACGCCAGGACGUGAUUGCUAGGAUUGCACAGCACCUGAUUCAUUGUGACCCAACUCAUGUUCCGGGCCGUUCGUUCGGGGGGCAGGACUCCAGCACGGUCCACGCGAAAAUCUUCCGGACUUCAUAUGAAAACGAAAACUUACUGAAGAGAAGCAAGGAGAACCCUCCGAUUCCUUUGGUCGGUUCAGAGUUCACUUCCUCAGAAGACUCCAGUGCGGGCAAGGCCAGGACACGACCCGACGGGCCACUGAUCGACGCCUUCAUUUCCAGCAGCCGUCCUCCUCAUCAGUCAGCUGCUGAGACUAACCCUCUGAUCGGCUCUUUACUUCAGGAACGACAAGAAGUUAUUGCCAGGAUCGCGCAGCACCUGAUUCAUUGCGACCCAUCCGCAUCACACAUCACCGGGCGGCCCUUCAAUGGGCACGACCCGAAGGUUUUUCGGAGUCCAUACGAAGGCGAAAACCUGGGGAAGAAAAGCCAGGAUGCCAACUCGGAGUUCACCUCUUCAGAAAACAACAGCGAAACGAAAAACAAGACGGCUGCCGAGGACCCUCUCGGUUCUUUAAAAUGUAACGGUGGAUUGAAGUCCUCCCCAAAACCCCAAGCGAGAAGAAAUCUUCAUUCAGCAAGAGCCAGUGAAGUUGUCCAAAGCACAUUUCAGCAGACUCCGAGUAAAGCUUCCCCGUUACCGACUUGCUCGAAUACAUCUCGUAGCAGAGAAAACAAAUCGGAGUCGCCGGACAGAUUGGAAGCAACUCUUCCUGGCUGUACGUUUAUAGGCCAGGACAUCAGUAAUGGACUCGCCAAGCAGCAUUCGAUUUGCAACAGCUUUGAUGAGCAGAUUUGCACACGUAAACUUAGGGAGAGAACAGUCGAAACUGAGAAGAGGAAUCUGGAGCCUUCGACUAAUCUCCAUCUAGAGAGCUCCAAUAAACUUGAAGGUUCAAAGAGAGCUACUGGGAUGCAGAUAUCCGACCCUUUGCAGAAACGGGAGCUUAAGUGCUUAAAUAAAGACUCCAAGAAACCAAAACCAUUGGAGCAAAAUGGCCAACUUGUUAGUAUAGAAAAUUAUGCAAAUAAAGACAAUGACGGCUUGAAAUGCAAAAAUAAGCCAGACAAAUUACAGACCGAGCAUGAUGAGAACAAAGCCCCAGCCGAUCAAGAAUGUCAAAACUGUAGUCAGAGAAAGCCUUUAGAAGAUCGUUUGGCCAAGUGCGAGCGACUAAAAAACACAGACAUCCUGAGAACAAUACCACUGAAACAUUCAAGCGUGUGGCGGAAACACAAUUUUCGUUCCUUGGAUGGGACCUCAACCAAGGCCUUCCAUCCUCGGACUGGAUUGCCUCUACUUUCAAGUCCUGUUCCUCAGAGAAAAAUGCAGUCAGGUUGCUUUGAUCUGGAUUCAUCUUUACUACAGUUAAAAAACUUAUCUUCCAGAAGUCCACAACCGUGUGCGAAGAUAGAAGAUGACUCAGACAUCCAUGGAAAACCAUGUCUGAGCUCUAGUGCUCCACCUGUAACAAGUCUUAGUCUUCUAGGAAAUUUUGAGGAGUCUGUCUUGAACUAUCGUUUAGAUCCUUUAGGUAUUGUCGAUGGCUUUACGGCUGAGGUGGGGGCAAGUGGAGUUUUCUGCCCCACUCAUAUGACACUUCCCGUUGAAGUGUCCUUCUACAGCGUUUCCGAUGAUAAUGCCCCAUCUCCCUACAUGGGUGUGAUCACUUUAGAGUCCCUUGGUAAAAGGGGUUAUCGAGUACCUCCUUCAGGAACGAUACAAGUGACCUUAUUUAAUCCCAACAAGACUGUGGUGAAGAUGUUUGUUGUGAUGUAUGACUUACGAGAAAUGCCAGCCAAUCAUCAAACAUUCCUACGUCAAAGAACUUUUUCUGUACCCGUAAAACGAGAAAUGAAGAGAAAUAUUAAUAAAGAGAACCUUCGCCAGACUGAAGAAAGGCUAUUACGCUACCUCAUCCAUCUGAGGUUCCAGAGCUCUAAAUCUGGAAAGAUCUACCUCCACAGAGAUGUGCGGCUCCUGUUCUCUCGAAAGUCGAUGGAAGUUGACAGCGGUGCUGCGUACGAACUCAAAUCUUACACUGAAGCUCCAACAAACCCUCAGUUCUCGCCCCGUUGUUGAAAAGCAGUACGAAGCCCAAGUACUCGUUCGACACCCGAUCUGAAGUUGGAGGGGAAGACGUGGCCCCGGAGGGAGCGUCCCCCAUAUAGCGGCAGCCGGCGAGGGUGUGGCCGCCCUCCCAACCCUGGACCGGCUUCUAGGGACCGUGUCUGGAACGAGCUCUGUGGAAUCCAAGUAGACUGGAAGCGAACACUUAAGUCCUAAUGCUUUUUGUACUGUUGAAAUCACUUCGUUGGAUGUGUUGCAAUAGCAGAAGCCCCCCAGUUAGUUUAGUGUUUACACAUUUUAUUUUUCAGUUAUUUAAUAUUUAAUGUUUCAUUUAAUACUCAAGUGAUGUUGGUCUCUAGUGUUCUAAUGUAGCACAAAUCCUACGUAAAAUCAUACUAUGUAUUUUUGACAUUAGUAUUGAAAUCGGAAACUAUAUACAGAAGUCUUUGAUUCUGUGUGAGGUGUUUUUAAGUGAUAUUCAUUUAAGUUAUUGAAAACCAGAAUGACUUUUUGAACUUCCAUAAGCAUUAUCAUACUAUGCAAGCAUGUGUGCUUUCGUUUCCGUCAUCCUCCGCGUUUUUAAUUUUCACUCUCCUGACUCUCGAUGCCCGCACACCAGUCUUGGAAUGGGGCCAGCGGGGCCAUGCACGACCCCCUGCUUUUACUCUUUCUCUCCCCCUCCCUUCCCCUCCGCCCCCGAAUUCGGUUUGCCCGGGCAGUUUGUUCUAACAGUUCAUCGUCUGCUCUCAGUCCUUUUCUCUCCCAAGAGCCAAUCAGCACUACACACAUUUUACAGAAAUUGUUUGUCCCGUGUCCCUUCAUUUUCUCAGAUUGUAAAAAAGGUGUACUUUGAAAACAGAUUAGUAUUUAUAUCGUAAAUAUAAUCAAAAUGAAAACGAA
This is a messenger RNA of Ornithorhynchus anatinus (platypus), 4477 nucleotides long. It is a transcript of the gene ATOSA, whose product is annotated as family with sequence similarity 214 member A. The coding region runs from base 353 to 3589 and encodes 1078 amino acids. The record is from RefSeq and is a predicted model, not a curated record. NCBI's taxonomy places the organism in Eukaryota, Metazoa, Chordata, Mammalia, Monotremata, Ornithorhynchidae. The transcript has 13 exons.